Molecule: messenger RNA, 2256 nt
Organism: Pseudocercospora fijiensis CIRAD86
Lineage: Eukaryota; Fungi; Ascomycota; Dothideomycetes; Mycosphaerellales; Mycosphaerellaceae
Exons: 13
Coding region: 1-2256 (751 amino acids)
Source: RefSeq, a predicted model, not a curated record
AUGCGGUUGGUCCCGUUCGAUUCCGGGCCGAAUGCGCAUGGUCGGGGUGGGCGCGAGUCCGCGACUUCACUCACCCAUUCUUCUUCCAAGCUUCCCUCCACACGCGGACUCCCUCGCGCCGUCCAAAAUAAUGGGUCUCGUGUCGUCCUCAUGCUGUGCGCUUUCGAUAUGCGAUAUGCGAAAUGCGAACUGCGAAAUGCGAAAUGCGCCUGUCCAACAGCAAACCAUGUCUCGCCGACCAUUCUGAUUAUCAUGAUUCCACGCACUCCCCUUCCUCGAAUGCAUGGUGGCAUUUACACUGCAUUGUGUAUGGUGCACUGGGGGAGUGGGCAUACAUUUGGUGGUAACUUCAAUCCCACCCACCCAUCGCUACACCCCGUCUCCACAAUCGCAAUGCCGCUUGAAGCUGGAGAGGUAAUGGACAGAGCCACUAUAAAUUCUCCUGCAUUUUCCCUUCUCGUUUUGUUCCUUCCACCUCCAAAACAUCUCGACUCUGACAUCUGUACGAUGACAUACUCCAAGAUAAUUCCAGAGCAGUAUCAUCAUCCCAGCACCCCGCCAGAGCAACUGCCACCAGGGCCAACGGCGAACGAGUAUCGUGUCCAGGGCAAGAAAUGGUUCCCUCGCAAUGACCCGCCAAGACCGUUGGAACAGCUACGAAGCCUCGGUCAUGAGCAGCUUGCAGAUCCCCAACUCGGUCCAACCCUCGAGGAGUACAGGAUGUUGUCCCCCAGAGACGGCACGAAAUGGACCGCCGAAGAGCACUCGCUGAUUUCUGCAGACCGCCUUGCUGUACAGGCUGCGAUGUACUUCCGAGAACAUGCCAUACGUCGAAAUCGCGCGACACUGCGAGUUCACAACCUACGCGAGCGCAGAGUCAAGGGCUUCGAGCGCUAUGACACCUCAGUGCUCGCCUCCAGGUUUGGACGGAGAAGGCCUCCAGGUGGCGGUGGUGGUGGCCCUGCUGGUUCACGGCCUUUGGUGCCUGCACCGCGGCAACGUAGGACGCUUCAGAGCAGGGCAUCGGCUCCUCCCAUGACACAGCCUGGGCCAUCCCAGCCGCAGCCCGUCCAGCCGCAGCCCGUUCAGUCGCAGCCCGCUCAGUCGCAGCCCGUCCGGUCGCAGGACGUCCAGUCACAGGACGUCCAGCCGCAGCCCGUCGAGCCUCAGCCCGUCGAGCCGGCCUUGACUUCAGGUCAGUCUGCUUUCUGCCCGAUCAACAAGCCUAACCAGGGUUAUACUGACACGAAACAAGCUGCUCAUGCCUUGAUCGCCUUGAGUCAGGGCAACCGCAGCUCGGAAGGGGAGAGGCGUACUGCGUUGGCAACCAACGAGGCUGCGCGAGGAGAUUCUCUGCAGCAACAGCCAGAGGACUUCUCUGAGCCAACAUCGCCUCACACUGGCCCUGCCGAACCUGCCGCUAUCGGUCACUGGACUGCUACGCUUUCAAUCAACGAGAGUGUACGGCCUGGCCCGUCUCAACAAUCCCCUCGGGCUUCACCGAUCACAGAAGUAGAGCCCAGAGGCGAUUCCUCUGCGCUUGAGUCGACGCCAACGAGCCGGCGUAUGACUUUACUCAGCACCAUCUUUGGACGGACAUCGAAUGCAAUUCAGGGGGGAAAGUUCUUUCGUUUCACGACAGCACCCAUCGCUUCCAGAUUAUUUGACUCACAAUGGCCUGGUCUGCUUAGCGAUGCUAUGAGAACCAUUUCCAGAUACCCGCGGCAAUCACGGCGACCAUUUCAUAAGUCUAGUACUUGUUCGUACUUGGAGAAUCGCAGUUGUAUACACCACCUCUUGGCCAUUCGCCAUUGCAUGUUAUCGAGCACGUUUCGAGUCCCACUGAGAGUCGUCCUGGAAGUCAUGUCACUUGAUCGUCAAGCUUGUCCUCGUACCUACGUGAGGCUCGUUUGCUCAAAUCACUCGCGAUACUUGUCUCAACCGCGACUACGAUCCAAGCGACUCUACGGGUCUGGGAUCAGUCAACCGCACAGUGCGAUGACAAUCGAUCAAAAAAAAAAAACAGGUAGUCGUGUCACUUUCUUCGAGCAAGAACCUGCCAACUGUCGAUUACUGAUCACCGUCGAUUCUGGUACAGGUAGCAAACUCGAAGUCUCCGUGGUCAUAACUUGCGAUGACGAGAGUCUCCAUCACGGCAGAAAAUCAUACUUUAUGGCAUGCGCUAGUGACCGGGAGAAUAUCAAAACUGUUACGAAGCUGCGCAUUUGUCAUCUUCACCCUGUCGAGCCAAAAUGA